AUGGGCAACCAGUCCUCCAAAGAAGGAGGUGGUUCCUCCGCAGCCAAGGGCUCCGGCCCAGACGGCCUGCAGACGUAUCCUUCCAUGAGCAGGUCUGAUACCAAAGAGUCAUCUCGGUCAUUUCGCUCUCUAAGGUCCAAGAUCCCCGGAGGCGGCAGCGGCAGCGGCAGCAAAUCCGCCAAUGCUGACAGUCCCAGAAAUUCGACAUUAAUGCCCAACAGCGAACCCAACCCCGACAAGACGCUCGACGCUGCCUCUGUCCGCUCAGGCCGCAGUGGUCGAUCGAACGGUUCCAGAAACAGCCGCAGUGAGAUGCCGCACUUGCGACAAACCUCUGCAGAUCUAUCGUCAACCGACCUGGGCCUUGCCGAAGAUCAGCCACCCCCUUCUCCAGUUCUGGCCAGCCACAAGGGGUCUGCUCACGACGUGGCUGCCGCCCAAGCAUCCGGCGAGGUCGAUCACGUCUCCGACCAGCCCCCGAUGGCCUCCAACGCGAGCGCAACCGCUCAUAUGCAAUCUCCGGGCACGCCAAUCCUCGUCAAGCGUGACGCCACAAUCACCGUGUCGAGUUUACCAUCCAUGGACUCUACCACAAAGGUGGAUUCCAGUAGCAACAUGGGCCUGUCGGAAAUCAAAGACAUGGAUCUUGAUGAUUAUAUCAAAAGGUUGCUGGACGCUGGGUAUGCCGGCAAGGUCACCAAAAGUGUCUGUCUCAAGAAUGCCGAGAUUGUUGCCAUCUGUCAACGUGCCCGGGAGGUUCUCCUCUCACAGCCAGCCCUGCUUGAACUAGACGCGCCAGUCAAGAUUGUUGGGGACGUUCAUGGCCAGUAUACGGAUCUGAUUCGCAUGUUUGAGAUGUGCGGCUUCCCGCCCAUGGCCAACUAUCUCUUUCUCGGAGACUAUGUAGAUCGUGGCAAGCAGUCUCUCGAGACGAUUCUGCUCCUUCUAUGCUACAAGCUCAAGUUUCCCGAGAAUUUCUUCCUGCUUCGUGGCAAUCACGAGUGUGCCAAUGUAACCAGAGUGUACGGUUUCUAUGAUGAAUGCAAACGACGGUGCAAUGUCAAGAUUUGGAAGACGUUCAUCGAUUGCUUCAACACGUUACCCAUUGCCGCCAUUGUAGCAGGUAAAAUAUUUUGCGUCCACGGAGGUCUUUCGCCUGCCCUCAGCCACAUGGACGACAUUCGAAACAUUGCACGACCAACCGACGUUCCUGACUUUGGGUUGCUAAACGAUUUGCUCUGGGCCGACCCAGCGGAUAUGGAACAAGACUGGGAAGCCAACGAACGAGGCGUCAGUUAUUGCUUCGGUAAACGUGUCAUUACCGACUUCCUCGCCGUGCACGACUUUGACCUCAUAUGCCGAGCGCACAUGGUUGUUGAAGAUGGAUACGAGUUCUUUAAUGACAGGGUCCUGGUAACGGUGUUCAGUGCGCCCAAUUAUUGUGGUGAGUUUGACAACUGGGGAGCAGUCAUGUCAGUCUCUUCCGAGCUACUCUGCAGCUUUGAGCUGUUGAAGCCACUGGAUUCAAGUGCCCUCAAGAGUCAUAUUAAAAAGGGGCGAAACAAGCGACAGCAGAUGCUCAAUAGUCCUAGUGUGCCUUAG
Molecule: messenger RNA, 1602 nt
Organism: Ustilaginoidea virens
Lineage: Eukaryota; Fungi; Ascomycota; Sordariomycetes; Hypocreales; Clavicipitaceae
Exons: 3
Coding region: 1-1602 (533 amino acids)
Cellular component (GO): cytoplasm; nucleus
Molecular function (GO): protein serine/threonine phosphatase activity
Source: RefSeq, a predicted model, not a curated record